AAAUCCUCUUUGCAAUACCAAGUUUAGGCAUGCACUUCUUUUACAAUUAGCAUAGCUUAGUCUAUUGCUUAAUUUUCAAGAAAAUAGAAAACGAUAAAAAGGUUUAUAUCUUCCUCAUGCAAGCUCUGCAGUUCACCUACCAAAGCAACAGCCAAAGUUCCAGAUAUAAUAAAGUAGAAUAAACGUUUUCUGGGAAUGAUAUAUAAGGAGAGAUUUUGAAGCUAAGAGGAGAUAUAUACCAUUAUUAGCCAGGUAUAAUUACAUCAUGAACUUGUUUCGAAAUAUCAUGGAGAGACUGAGGCCUCUUGUUGGAUUCAAAGGAUGGGACUAUUGUGUUCUUUGGAUAUUGAGCGACGACCAAAGGUAUCUUGAGUGGAUGGACUGUUGCUGUGGCGGGACUGAGAACACACAAGUUAAUGGUGGAGAGGAACUUCAGUUUCCUGUUUCUUCUGUCCUUCCUUGCAGGGAUAUCAUCUUUCAGCACCCAAGAACUAAAUCUUGUGAACUUCUUGCCCGACUUUCUUCUUCAAUGCCCCUGGAGUCUGGGAUUCAUGCACAGGCCUUGAUAUCAAACGAGCCCAGAUGGAUAAACUUUUCUAAUAACUCGGAUUUAAAUGGAACAGUUGGAACUAGGGCUUUGAUACCAGUGCCAGGAGGACUACUAGAGUUGUUUGUUACUAAACAAGUGUCUGAAGAUCAACAUGCUAUAGAUUUUGUAACAACUCAAUGUACCAUUUUAAUGGAGCAAGAAGCCAUGAUAAGUUCAACCAACAUCGAUACAGGUUUCGCGGUUAAUAUGAAGAUGAUUGGAGAAGAACAAUCAAAAGCAUAUCUAGCCGAUCAUGACAAUAUGGAAGAAAAGGAUCAUACAAAUAACAAUCAAUUCCAGCAGGCACCAAUUACUCCAGCAUUAGAGAAUUUGAAUCUUCCAUAUGAUAUCUCCGCUGAUCGAAUUCGUCUUUGUAGUCCUCCAAUGAAUUUCUUGCAGCAAUUUCAUUAUAGCAAUGAUCAGGAUAACAAAACUAAAAGUAAUGAUCAUAUCUUCUUUGAAGAAGCUGCAACGAAUUCUUGUAAUGGUCUCCAAGAUCAAAUGGAUGCAGCUGCAUCGCACAAGAUCAUGAUGAUGACUACUAAUACAGAAAACAUGCACAUGAAGUUUAUGGAACCUUCAUCAGGAAAAAAGGAGCAGCAAGCUAAUAAUGAUAAUGACUCGAUCAAACACGAGAAUGGGAGAUCGGACUCCGUCUCUGACUGCAGUAAUCAGAUUGAUGAUGAGAAUGAUGCGAAGUAUAGGAGAAGAACUGGAAGAGGUCCUCCAGCUAAAAAUCUUAAGGCUGAGAGGAGGAGAAGGAAAAGGCUUAAUGGCAGGCUAUAUGAUUUAAGGGCCUUGGUUCCCAAAAUUUCAAAUCUAAAUAAGGCAUCCAUACUUGGAGAUGCAAUUGAAUUUGUGAAGGAGUUGCAGAAGCAAGCUAAAGAACUUGAAAAUGAGCUUGAAGAGCAUUCAGAUGACGAUCAAGGUGUUAAAAAUGGCAUCCAUAAUAAUAUCCCACAAGAAAUUUUGAAUCAAGAUGGAGGUAUUGUAAAUGGAUUUCAUGUAGGAUCAUCAGAAGUAGUUAGCUGCUCCAAACUUAAUCACAAGUCAGAAACUAGUCAUGACAAGGGACAGCAGAUGGAGGUCCAAGUGGAAGUAGCUCAAAUAGAUGGAAAUGAGUUCUUUGUAAAGGUAUUUUGUGAGCAUAAGGCAGGAGGAUUUAUGAAACUGAUGGAGGCUUUGGAUUGUCUUGGGUUAGAAGUUACAAAUGCCAAUGUAACCAGCUUUAGAGGCCUUGUCUCAAAUGUUUUCAAAGUUGAGAAAAAGGAUAGCGAAAUGGUGCAAGCAGAUUAUGUAAGGGAGUCUUUGCUAGAGCUGACAAGAGACGCGCCAAGAGGAUGGCCUGAAAUGGCAAAAGCUUCAGAGAAUGGUAGUGCCAUGGACUAUCACCAUCACCACCACCACAUGCACAAUGGCCAUAUCAACUCCAAUCACCACCAUCUCCACCACCUUCAUAGUUGAGCAUAUACAUAUAUAUCUCAGGACAAUUAACUUUAUGUGGCAUUAUUCUCCUGAGAAUUGUUAUAUUGACACUUUAAUUAACUUGUAUUAUCUUCUGCCUUCUGUCAUACUUGCUGAAUGCGUAAUCUAAAGCUUUCUGCUUCUUGGAGGUUGCUAAUA
Molecule: messenger RNA, 2212 nt
Organism: Ricinus communis (castor bean)
Lineage: Eukaryota; Viridiplantae; Streptophyta; Magnoliopsida; Malpighiales; Euphorbiaceae
Product: transcription factor ABORTED MICROSPORES
Exons: 10
Coding region: 266-2053 (595 amino acids)
Biological process (GO): regulation of DNA-templated transcription
Cellular component (GO): nucleus
Molecular function (GO): protein dimerization activity; DNA-binding transcription factor activity; sequence-specific DNA binding
Source: RefSeq, a predicted model, not a curated record